Chenopodium quinoa (quinoa) is the source of this 4636-nucleotide messenger RNA. Its product is annotated as probable LRR receptor-like serine/threonine-protein kinase At3g47570. NCBI's taxonomy places the organism in Eukaryota, Viridiplantae, Streptophyta, Magnoliopsida, Caryophyllales, Amaranthaceae. The transcript is spliced from 3 exons. The coding region runs from base 1244 to 4321 and encodes 1025 amino acids. Gene Ontology annotation, molecular function: ATP binding; protein binding; protein kinase activity. The record is from RefSeq and is a predicted model, not a curated record. Gene Ontology annotation, biological process: protein phosphorylation.
GUAGAUGGCAUAUAACUUUUAAUUAAUGAAUUGAUUAAUUUCAAAAAUAAAUUUGUUGUCAGCUUCUAUAUUUCAACUAACUUCAAGACGUUCAAUCUUAUGCCAACUUUUGUUUAGAAUAACAACUAAAAGAAUUUAUAACUAUUCUUUUUUUUUUUAAAAAAAAAAAAAAAAAAAGAUAGAUUAUUUACCUACUUCAAAAAAACGUACAUGCAUGUCAAUGGGCCUAAUGUGAAAAAUGUUAUACUCUCUUUAAGUCUUUAUUUAUUUAAGUGUUAUAUUUACAAAAUGUGAUCAUGUUUUUCAAUUGUUACGUUUUAAUUAUUUUUUUUUUUUUUUUUAAAAAAAAAGCCAAAAAGUUACAUUAAUAUGUUAUUUCUCUCCUUUCAUAUUCCCUACUCAAAUUCACUACAAAUUUUUUUUUUAUUAUUUUUUUCCCAACUCACAUUCAUUACUUUUCAAUAAACUAUUAACCCCACUAUCUUUCUUUAAUAAUUUUUUUUAAUACUCAAACUAACCCACUUACCUACUAUUUUAUUUACGUUAACUAAAUUGCCUAAUAGCUAACACUAUGUGCCAGUCAAGUGUUACAAGGUGUUAACUUGUAUACCAAUUUGUCGCUGAUUGCUAAUUUUAAUACCAAUGUGUUUUAAGGGUGCUAAUUUUUAUACUAACAAUCAUCAGCGUAACUUUAAAUUUAUACCAAUGUGUCACAAAGACACUAAUUUUUAAACUACCUCUGUUUCAUAUUAUUUAAAAUAAUUAAAUAUUUUCUAAUCAUAUUCUGUGUUAAGUUGUUGCAAAUAAUAUAAAAUGAAGGUAGUAUCAAUAUUGUAAAUUGAUCUACUAACUUAUAAUUGCCGUUGCAUAUGAUUUACGGCACGGAACUACGUGACCUCUGGAAUAGUCAGAUAAAAUGAGUAGAUCAAACAAAACUAGUAAUUGUCUAGAUGUGUCAAUGGACAUUGACAUGUAAUCAUGUAUUAGUGCGUGUAUGACUCAGCUAGCUUAAAAAUUCUCUAGUCUUCUUGUAUUUUCAUUUAAUUGCUAAUUUAUUUAUUUUUUUCCUUUUGGGCUGGAAAUUAGAGUCAAGUCGUCUCUCACCAGUCACGCCAUAGUCUCUGGUUUAUAUAAAGUCCCCCAAAUAGCAAAGAAUAGUUAAGAGUGUUCUUUCCAACUCUUAACUAGUCUGUAAAUCUGUAUUCUUAUACCAGAGAAGGCUUUACUUCCAUAAGUUAGCAUAAUGUCAUUCUCUACAUUUUACCUCAUCAUUUUGGCAACUGCUUUCAUGUACUGCCUUCAUUUUUCCGUUGCUGGGACAAAUGAAACAGACAGGUUAGCAUUGCUCGAUUUCAAAGCAAAAAUUACAGGUGACCCUCUUGGGGUUAUGAGCUCGUGGAAUGAUACAACCCACUUCUGUGAAUGGCAUGGUAUUACAUGUCAUCGAGGCCGGAGAGUCAAGAAGCUGAAACUAUACUCUUCCAAGCUCACAGGUUUCCUCUCUCCAUCUAUUGGAAAUUUGAGCUUCUUGAAGGUGUUGCAACUGUACAAUAAUACUUUGGGUGGUACAAUUCCUCCUGAAAUAGGCCGCUUGCAUCGACUGCGCGAUCUCCAGCUCGGUAACAAUACAAUUGAAGGCCACAUUCCACCAAAUAUAUCAGCUUGCUCAAGGCUCUUGGCCCUCGAUAUCCGCAAUAACAGGUUGGUAGGAAAGAUCCCAUCUAAAAUUAGUUACCUUGUGCAUCUACAAUAUAUUAAUCUUCAUAACAACAACUUGACAGGAACCAUCCCUUCAUCUUUCGGGAACUUUUCAUCCCUCUACUUAAUCGACCUAGAGUCCAACAACUUAAGUGGAAGCAUCCCAGAGAGCUUAGGCAAACUUAAUAAAUUAACAUAUCUCGCACUCGGUGAGAACAUGUUAUCAGGGAUAGUCCCAUCUUCAAUCUUCAACCUCACACUCUUAGUCUCUUUUGGUUUAGGAUUUAAUAAUAACUUGGAGGGAAGCCUUCCUUCAGAUUUGGGCAUCAAACUUCCAAAUCUGCAGUGGUUCUCCAUCUCCAGUAAUAAUUUCACCGGAUCAAUUCCUACUUCUAUAUCCAAUUCCUCAGGUCUAACAGUUCUUCAGUUAGAUGAUAACAAUCUUACUGGACAAGUUCCUUCUCUGCACAAAUUAGCAAAUCUCUCAAUACUUUUUCUUAGCAAUAACUCACUAGGGCAUGGCCAAGCUGGUGAUUUGAACUUUGCUUAUUCAUUGGCCAAUGCAACUGAUUUACAAGUACUAGGUAUAGGUGAUAAUAUUUUAUCAGGAAAUUUCCCUAAGAUCUUCUGUAAUUUCUCAAUGCUUUCCUCUUUAGAAAUUGAUGAUAAUUAUAUAGACGGACAGAUUCCAGCUUGCAUUGAAAACCUUGAAUACCUGACAGGAUUUGCUGCUUCCGGUAACCAACUUUCUGGAAUCAUUCCUCAAGGCAUAGGAAAGCUCCGUAAUCUCGACAGAUUAAUGUUAGAUGCUAACCAAUUCUCAGGGAAAAUACCAUCCUCAAUCGGGAACUUAACAAAGAUGACUAUUCUAAAUCUAUAUCAUAAUAAUCUUGUUGGCCAAAUUCCUUCAACUCUAGGAAGUUGUAAAAACCUACUAGGCAUGGAUCUGUCUUUCAACCGCCUCAGUGGUAGAAUACCCUCACAACUUUUUGAUAUCUCUACCUUAUCCAUUGGUCUUUAUCUAUCAUUCAACAAGUUAAGUGGGUCCCUUCCUGAAGAAGUAGGGCAACUCAAGAAUCUAGGUUUGCUUCGCGUUACAGGAAACACGUUGUCCGGUGAAAUACCAAGCACACUCAGUAGUUGUGUAGAGUUGACGAAUCUGUACAUGGAUGGAAAUUUUCUUCAAGGCGCCAUUCCUGAUGCAUUGAGCGAAUUGAAAGGUCUCAAUGAGUUGGAUUUGUCUAAAAACAAUUUAUCAGGUAAAAUUCCGCAAUUUUUGGAGAGCCUUCCAUUGCAAAUGCUGAAUCUAUCAUACAAUAGCAAGCUCGAAGGUGAAGUACCCACUGGUGGAAUUUUUAGUAAUGCAACAGGUCUUUCACUAGAUGGAAUUAGGGGAUUGUGUGGAGGUCGACCGGAGUUGAAGCUUCCUAAAUGCAACAAAAAGAACCAGAAAAAAAGCCUAGGUCACAAAAACAGAUUCAUACUUGGAAUAGUUUUCGGACUUCUUGGAAUUAUAUCGAUGGUGACAAUAUUUGUGUCACUUUAUAUCUAUUGGUAUAAAAAGAAGACUAAAUUACCCACACCCUUGGGUAAUUUUUCAGAGAACUAUCCAAAUUUGUCUUAUCAAACCCUUUUAAAAGCCACAAAUGGGUUUUCUUUUGACAAUUUGAUUGGGAGAGGCACAUUUGGGGCUGUAUACAAGGGAAUCCUUCAUGACCUUGUGGAAACAUCCAUUAUUGCAAUCAAGAUUUUCAACCUAGAGCAGCAUGGUGCUUCGAAGAGUUUUAUGGCUGAAUGUGGAGUCCUCCGGACUAUAAGACAUCGGAAUUUGAUCAAGGUCAUUACUGCUUGCUCAAGUGUUGACUAUCAAGGGAAUGACUUCAAGGCUUUGGUUUAUGAGUACAUGGUUAGAGGAAGCUUAGAAGAGUGGUUGCAUCCAGUGGCAAUUGAUGUGGUUGAGGACACAGAUACUGCACCUAGGUUAAGUCUACGACAAAGACUUGAUAUUGUAGUUGAUGUUGCUAGUGCGUUGGAGUAUCUUCAUCAUAAUUGUGGUGCACCCAUAAUUCAUUGUGAUCUCAAGCCAAGCAAUGUCCUACUAGAUGAAGAAUUGGUUGCACAUGUCAGCGACUUUGGGUUGGCUAAAUUUCUCUCGGAAAGCAUCAGUAGCUCUAUUGCAAAUCAAUCCAGCUCUCUUGGAGUCAGGGGAACUGUUGGUUACGCUCCACCAGAAUAUGGUUUGGGAAAUGAGGCGUCUACCAAUGGUGAUGUCUAUAGUUUUGGAAUUCUACUACUGGAGAUGAUCACAGGAAAAAGGCCUACUAAUGAUAUGUUCAGUGAAGGAAUAAGCCUUCAUGACUAUGUGAAAGAAGCUCUACCUGAACGAGUGAUCGAGAUUGUAGAUCACUCCCUUGUUGAAGACAUAGACUCUGAGGAGAUCGAUAGCAGGUUAAUGUUGGAGGCACUAACUUCUGUACUUGGAAUAGCAUUGUCUUGCUCAACUGAGGUCCCACAAGAAAGGUUGGAUAUGAGUGAUGUCACUGCAAAAUUAUCAUCAAUCAGAAAAAAGCUUCUUGGAACUAGAUUAGAUCAAAGGAGAAUUCGUGCAGGAACACGAUGGUGAUCAAGAUCUCUCUAAUAUUACCAGCUCAUGACCAAGCUUUCUAUGUAUCUGUGACUUCUCUUAAAAAGAAUCUUGCUCUUGUUUCUUAUUUUUUUCUUUUCCCCUUACAGUGUUCUGACUUAAGAUCUGAACAGUAGAGCAACUAUCUACUUCAGAUUACAGUCUUUGAAUCAUUUGAUGGUUUUUCUCCUUUAAGCUUUUUGUUUGUAUCACAAUAAACAAUUUUAGUUCCUUAUCUAUAUACUGUGUGAUCAGAUACAUUAUUCACUGGCAUAUCUUUCAAUACUCGUACAAAAUGUAUGUAGCUAAUUAAGC